AAUGGAAUGGCUCGAAGCUCAGAAGAUAGAGAUAAGCGUUGACCUAUUUGCUGCAGCCAAACAACAGCUUCAGUUCCUCGCAGCUGUUGACCGCAACCGUUGUCUCUACGACGGCCCUGCACUUGAAAGAGCCAUCUACAGAUAAAAUGCUUAUUGGCUUCCUUUGCUUUCUAAGUACACUGAGUCCUCUUCCAUUUGUGGAGGACCAUUAGUUCCUCCUCUUGACUGUGAAUGGGUUUCGCAUUGCCACAGACUCAAUCCGGAACACAAUCUCCAGAGGUUCAAGUCAUUGAGGUUAUCUUGGAGAUUGUUGGUGUUAAGAACCUACCAGAUGCUUACAAAGGAAAGGUGUUCGUUGUGUUUAGUAAAACACAACCUGAUUCUCUGUUCAACGCUGAGCGUAAGCUUACUAUUCUAUCCGAGUCUUGUGGUGAAAAGCAAGUUGCUAUGUUUAGGUGUGAGCCUCCAGGAGAGCUUAGAUUCCAGCUAAUGUCUUCUAAGUCUAGAACCUUAGGGUUUGCGUCUUUAUCUCUCUCUGAGUUUCUGUUUCAGGUUACUACUACACUCUCUGUUGAGAAGUGGUUGGAGUUAGCAACAACGGCUAAAAGAGGAAAGGACCCCAUCUCUCUGCGAGUCGCUGUCUCGUUCACUCCACCAUCUCCAAGUCCGACUGUUCUACACAUGGUUCAAGCAAGACCUUCGCUGAAAGACUCUUGUUUCUUCCCUCUUGUCGGAAAGGCACGUCUUGCUAAGAUGUCUACACGUGUUGUUGAUGAAGCCGAGACAGAGGUGAUGAGCCUUCAGAUGAGAAACGCUAACGAUGCAGCACCGAAAGGUGAUGCAAGACAAGUGGUUGGUGUGAAAGGGAGUGGUGGAAGUUAUGUUCUGGCAGAGUAUGAUGGGAGUUAUUGGUCUUUGCUUGACUCUAAAUGGUCGCUUAAGCAGAAAAGUGAGAGAGAUGGUUCUUUGUUUGAGAUUAUGGGUGAGAGAAUGGUGAAAGUUUACUCUGGAAGGAAGCUGGAGUAUGAGCCAAAACAUUGUGUAAAGAUGAGAAGCGAGCAAGGUUUUUUCAUGACUGCUGUUGAGUUCUCAAGGGAGCAUCCUUAUGGCAAAGCUGUAGGGUUGCUAGACUUGAAAUCUGGUUCUUUUGAGGCUAAUGAGAAAUGGAUGGUUUUGCCUGGAAUAGUAUCUGCUUUCAUACUCGGUGAUCUUCUCAAGAAGGAAGGCUCUUUUGCAGCAGCGGCAAAAGAGACGGUGAAAGGUAAUGGAAUCAAAGAGGAGACUGAUCAAGUGAAGUUAGAAGAAGAAACAAUGAUGAAUGUGGACGUCAGUGCUCCAGCUGAGGUAGCGGCUGAGAAGAUCAAUGGUGGUGCUAAGUGCUAUUCUAAGGAGCUUAACGCUAGAAGUGGCUGCGGUGUAAAAAGUGUGAACUUGGUUGAAGAAGAAGGUGGUUGUGGCGGCUGUGGUAGUGGGUGCAGUGGAGGCGGUGGAAGAUGUGGUGGGAAUGGGAUGAAGAAGAGCAGCGGCUGCGGUGGUGGCUCCUGCGGAGGCGGUUCCUGUGGUAACUGCAGUGGAGGAUGUGGUAAUAUGAUCAAGAGUAAUGCUAAUGAAGAUGUUCCAGUACCAUCACCACCAGAAGCUCCAAACAACACCGUUACCGCUUGAUUACUCAAAUAAAGAAGAACCAUACUAAGUUACAUAUAUGUAAUAUUAAUAGAUUGGAUUAAAACCAUAUAAUAAAACUAAAAUGAGAGAUGUUUAACAUGUUUUGCAACAUUAUAAUAUAAUUACGGAAAUGUAAAGAAUUUCUACAUUUUUAGAAAGUUAACAAAAAAGGUUUUCCUUCUCUCUAGAAACCUUUCCUCUCCCUUCUCUCUAGAAACCUCCGCUUGAUCUUGCCGGCUUAUCGGCUCCGGUUGCUUCUUAGCGCCGGGGCCGAUCCGUUCUUUUCUUUUGUUUUCUUUUCCUUCUCUCUCGGUUGAUCUUUCUAGUUUGAAGUGAGUUGGAUACUUGUAUCCUUCAGAUUUGGUUCUAUCUAAGAACCUUGCAUGUGGCUUUGAUUGAAUUGCAUGUCGAUUUUGAGCUUUCUUUGGCUCAUACCAGGUCUCGAUCUUCAACCCUCUCAGUCUCUUGAGCUUGGUUGUUCCUGGUUUUGAGUUGUUUCACUCCUUGUCAUUAACUUCAAGAUCCGAUCGAGAUCUUCUCUUCCGUUUGGCUUCGAUGGGCGUUUCUAUUCUUUUGCACCAUCAUUUUCCGGUUGAUGACUUAUGAACAAGACGUGUUCUGUCUCCUGGAGUUUGAAGCUUUGGUCUAUCAAUUGCAUGUGCUAUUUACCAUAGGAGGAAUCGCAAACCAGAGGUUGAUCCAAGAAUGACUACCUCGCUUUGUCUUGUUCAAGAAGCUCUGUUAAUCAUCAUGUUUUAUUGUUCACUUUUGGUGAAUGUUUAUUUUGAUCUGUAUACUCACUUCUUCUAGUUUGAUUAGGUGUUGUUCUCGUGGUUUCCCUUGUUUGGGCUUUAAUUUCUGGAAAACCUUAGGUUUGUCCAGCUUUCUUUCCAGAGUCACUGAUGUGUGCUGCUGGCUUUGUAUCUCACCAAUGUAUCUCCUUGUUCUCCCUUAUGUUUGAAUGAAUGCAGUGUUUAAAAAAAAGAAA
Raphanus sativus (radish) is the source of this 2653-nucleotide messenger RNA. RefSeq names its product glycine-rich domain-containing protein 2-like. The transcript is spliced from 4 exons. Bases 232 to 1665 code for a protein of 477 amino acids. NCBI's taxonomy places the organism in Eukaryota, Viridiplantae, Streptophyta, Magnoliopsida, Brassicales, Brassicaceae. The record is from RefSeq and is a predicted model, not a curated record.